CGUCGACGUCAUGGCUCGACGGCAUGCGCGGCUGGGCCAGCUUCUUCGUCUACUUCCGCCACUUCUCGAGCGCGACGCACCCCAACCUUUUGUACGGCUACGGCGCCAACCGCUUGAACAUGUGGAUCGUCCAGCUUCCCUUUCUGAGGCUGAUCGUGGCCGGCCCGGCCAUGGUCAGCCUGUUCUUCAUCGUCUCCGGAUACUCGCUCAGCUGGGCCCCGCUCAAGGCUCUACACGCGAGGGAGGGGGGCGGCGCUGAGGCGGCGCUGCUCCGACUGAGCUCCGCGACCUUCAGACGGGCCGCACGCCUCUUUCUCCCCGCCGUCGUGAGCUCGUUCUUGAUCAUGUGGUGCGUCUUGUUCGGGCUCUACGAUCGCGGCCAGCUGGCGUUUACCGUCAAGGACAUGCCCGGCUAUCGGGAACCGCAGCCUCCGCUCCUUCGCACGCUUCCGUGGCACGUGCAGUUCAAGGACUGGAUGCGCGCCACGUGGGCCUUCUUGAACGUCUGGGCGCCGUCGAAGCACACGUACGACGUGCAUCUGUGGACGCUGUCGGUCGAGUUCCGAUGCUCGAUCGUGCUGUUCGCCGCCUUGGUCGCCUUCGUGCGCUGUAGGCCUUUGGUCAGGGCCGUACUGCUCUUCGCCAUGGUCGUGUACUGCCACUACUCAGACUACUGGCAGGGCUGGCUCUUCUUCGCCGGCUCGUUCCUGGCCCAGCUCAAAUUCAUCCAAGAAGACGGCAGAGCCGCGGCGUCGGCAGCUUCGCCUGGCGCGGCCCUGCUGCCCACCGCCGGCGCGGUGGCGGUCGAGAACCAUGUCAUCUCGCUGCAAGAAAAGCCGCUCCCGCAGCCGCAGCCGACGCUCUCGACCGCGUUCCAGCGCCUGUCCUGGCCGGACGUGCUCCGCGUCCUCUGCUUCACCCUGGGCCUGUUCCUGCUCUCCGCACCGGACUACAACUUCUCCCACACGGCGCCGGGCUACAUCUGGCUCUCCCAGACCCUGCCGCCGCCGACCUGGCCGGAGAACUGGCGCAUCCUUCACUGCCUGGGCUCCUUCUUUGCCGUGUACGCCGUCUCGUCGACCAACACGCACCUGCUGCGCUGGCUGUUCAGCAACGCCCUCAGUCGGUACCUCGGCCGCAUUUCUUACGCGCUUUACCUCGUCCACGGGCCUGUCGUGCACAUGCUGGGCUUCUGGCUCGUGCCCUGGUUCUGGGAUCUGCUCGGGGCGCGGGAUCCGGCCACGGGGGCUAUCAAGAGCAUGUCUGGCAAGGAGGCCGGCUUCGCGGCCGCGUUUCUCAUCGUCACUGCCGUCGUCGUGUGGGCUGCCGACGUGUUUUGGAGAUGUGUGGAUGCGCGGUGCGUGCAGCUCGCAAAAUGGGUCGAGGCGAACCUGGCGGCUCUAUGAUACGAAAAUGGUUUUUGUUUUCUUUUUCCGUUUUCACUUUCUCUCUUGGGAAAAUAAUGUAUGACUACGAUGCAUAGCGAAGGUGUUUUAAGGAGAGCCGGUUUAAUACUGCGGCCACGCUUAGAGACUCGAUAGCUACUUCACUCGCUCCCGUCUCUGCUGUGGGAGCCUCGUGAGUUUCUUUCCGCGAACUACGCUG
This is a messenger RNA of Verruconis gallopava, 1605 nucleotides long. RefSeq lists its product as uncharacterized. Gene Ontology annotation, molecular function: acyltransferase activity, transferring groups other than amino-acyl groups. The coding region runs from base 24 to 1406 and encodes 460 amino acids. The record is from RefSeq and is a predicted model, not a curated record. Gene Ontology annotation, biological process: polysaccharide biosynthetic process. The transcript has a single exon. Gene Ontology annotation, cellular component: membrane. Lineage: Eukaryota; Fungi; Ascomycota; Dothideomycetes; Venturiales; Sympoventuriaceae.